Molecule: messenger RNA, 3128 nt
Organism: Nicotiana tabacum (common tobacco)
Lineage: Eukaryota; Viridiplantae; Streptophyta; Magnoliopsida; Solanales; Solanaceae
Product: pentatricopeptide repeat-containing protein At2g02750-like
Biological process (GO): RNA modification
Cellular component (GO): intracellular membrane-bounded organelle
Molecular function (GO): RNA binding; protein binding
Source: RefSeq, a predicted model, not a curated record
GGCCCAAGCAUAAAAGAUCCUUCCUGACAGAGUGUGCAACACGAGUCAAAUCUCUCUGACAAAGACGGACCCGAAAGAGAGGGUAUUGGUUCAGUUUCUAAUGCUUACUAUGAAGGGAGCAAUCCAUGAAGAAUCAAAUAACAAAAUUGGUAGCCAAUGGACUCUACAAAGAAGCCAUUAACUUGUAUUCCCAGCUCCACUCUUCUUCUUUUGUUCCCACCAAAUUCACCUUCCCCUGUCUCUUCAAUGCCUGCGCCAAGCUAAAGGCUAUUCCACAAGGCAAAAUACUCCAUACCCAUUUGAUUAAAUACGGAUUCGGCACAGAUGUAUACGCAGCCACAUCUCUUACUGAUAUGUACAUGAAACUCACCUUAGUGGACAGUGCCUUAAAGAUGUUCGACGAAAUUCCUCAACCAAAUAUUGCUUCAGUAAACGCUACCAUUUCUGGGUUUUCCCAAAACGGGUAUCAUUUUGAAGCUUUUCGGAUGUUUGGGAUGUUAUUUAGUAGUUUACAGUUUAAGCCGGAUUCGGUUACUAUAGCUAGUAUUUUAUCAGGAUGUGUGAAUAGUAAUCAUGGCGUUCAAAUGCAUUGCUGGGCUAUAAAGAUUGGUGUGGAAAUGGACAUAUAUGCAGCUACUUCGCUUUUGACUAUGUAUUUGAAUUGUGCUGAUUGUGUUUCUGCUACGAGGUUGUUUGAAUUGGUUCAAAAUAAGAAUGUUGUGUGCUACAAUGCUUUUAUUUCUGGGCUGUUGCAAAAUGGGGUGGAUGAAGUGGUCCUGAGUGUGUUUAAGGAGAUGAAAAAGUCACUAGACGAAGAACCGAAUGCAGUGACUUUAAUAUCUGUUCUUUCUGCUACUGCUAAUCUUAAGAAUUUGAAGUUUGGUAGGCAAGUCCAUGCGUUUAUUGUGAAAGUCGAGUUACAAUCUCAUACAAUGGUUGGAACUGCACUUGUAGACAUGUAUUCGAAAUGCGCUUUUUGGUUAUGUGCAUAUGAAAUGUUCAAAGAGAUGGGUGGCAACAGGAACUUGAUAACGUGGAAUUCGAUGAUUACUGGAAUGAUGUUGAAUGAGCAAACAGAGAAAGCUGUUGAGCUUUUCGUGGAAUUAGAAUUGGAAGGAUUGAAACCAGAUUCAGCUACAUGGAAUUCAAUGAUCAUUGGGUUUUCUCUGCUGCAAAAAGAGGCUGAAGCUUUUAUGUUCUUCAGAAAAAUGCUUUCUGCUGGUGUCAUUCCCAGUAUGAAAUCUAUUACUAGUCUUCUGACGGCGUGCUCGUCUCUAUCCUCACUCUUUUGUGGCCAGGAGAUUCACGGAUAUAUUCUUAGGGCAGGAAAAUCCAUAGAUGAAUUUGUUGUCACCGCAAUUAUUGAUAUGUACAUGAAAUGUGGGCAAUUUUCUUUGGCACGUAAGGUUUUUGAUAAGUUGGAAGUAAAAUAUGAUGAUCCAGCUGUGUGGAAUGUGAUGAUUUCAGGGUAUGGAAGGAAUGGAGAAGGUGAAGCUGCUUUUGAAAUGUUCUCUCUGAUGCUAAAGGAGAAAGUACAACCAAAUUCAGCUACUCUGAAUUGCAUUUUGUCUGUGUGCAGCCACGUUGGUAAACUAGAGAAAGCAUGGCAAGUUUUUAAUUUGAUGAUCACAGAUUUGGGCUUAACCCCAACUCUAAAGCAACUUAAUAUUAUGGUUGAUCUACUUGCUCGGUCUGGUCAGCUGGAUGAAGCUAGAGAACUAUUACAGCUCAUUCCCAAACCUUCGGCAUCUGUUUUUGCUUCUUUAUUAGCAGCUUCUGAGCACUACUCUAAUGCCAAGAUGGGAGAAGAAAUGACCAAAAAGCUCUCAGAAUUGGAGCCAGAAAACCCUGUUCCCUUUGUAAUUUUAUCCAACCUUUAUGCUAGACAAGGAAAAUGGGGCGAUGCUGAACGAAUCAGAGAAACAAUCAAUGAAAGGGGACUCGAAAAACUACCAGGCUACAGUUCUGUAGGAGUGACAUAAAAAGGAACAUCUUUUACAUGUUAAAACUGGUCAAACAGACUACUGUUGGAUCUUAUGCCUGAUGUGCAUGACAUGGGUCUCGCUCUUAUUUUUGACUUGCAUCACUGCCCCAACAUUCCUUGUUCAAGAAAAUCCAAAAUCGAAUGUCAAAGAAGUUGGUGGUUCAAAGAUGAAGCAAGAGAUGAGAUCACUAAGUGCAAUCACACAAAUACUUGAAUAACCUUGCCACUUGUCACAGAUCCUGUGAACUGACUUGGAAGCAAGGCUGUACGAAGAGUUGGAUCAAGCUACUGUGUUAUUUGUGUGACGACCUUCAUGGCACCAUGUGUUGCCGAAGCAAUUGUUUGUGAAGUCCUUUCCCAGUCAGCUUCCUUCAAUUAGGAUGGGCAAAUAGCAAUACAAAAAGUAACAGGAAACAUCUAUAAGCUUAUACGAUAAAGGUCAAAUCAUUGUGACGUUGAGUAUUAGUUUGAAUGUGAUUUACUGUGGUCACUAUUUUCUGACUUUUGUUGUCUAGAUUAACCACCCGAGUUGUCUCUUAACUGCAAGUGUUGUGUUUAGUUCAUCCGUGAGAAAGCCUCUCUUGUAAUUGCAACUCUACUGAUUCUGGAAAGCGUCCAAUUUUGUUCUCAUUUGCCUGGAUAUUUAUUGAAUCAGUCUGUCACUUUGGAAACCAAUAACCUGGUGCAGAGGUGGAAAACUUUGAAAUUGGCAUCAACAUUUUCUAUUAUCUCAAGAUAAUAGUAGCUUAUCAGUAGCUAAGAAUAGCUGACCCCCUUGGGGGACAGGAAAGGUGGCCAAGCUAGAUGUGGAAUAAGCAGAAAUGCAGUCAAAACCAAAUCCUUUUGCAUCCUUCAAGAACUGGCUUUAUGCCCAAUUUUAGCUGUGAAGUUCUUAAGGAAUGGUAUACUGUUCUGAUCACAGGUGCUUUGCAGACAAUAUUUUGAUUGCACUAGAAAGCCACUCAACAUGGAAGCAUCCGCGCUGCUGGAAUGAAAGGUGACCAAUCGUAGUAGCUUAUGAUGGACCUCACGUUAUGUAGGUUAUCAUGUGUCUCAAGAGGAUGACAUAUGACUCUAAAUUCAUCAUAAAUUCUCUCCUAAAAUUGUAGACUUUUGAUGUACUCAAACUAGUCAUUAAUGUUCA